This is a messenger RNA of Zymoseptoria tritici IPO323, 189 nucleotides long. RefSeq lists its product as uncharacterized. The transcript has 3 exons. The annotation marks the transcript as partial. The record is from RefSeq and is a predicted model, not a curated record. Lineage: Eukaryota; Fungi; Ascomycota; Dothideomycetes; Mycosphaerellales; Mycosphaerellaceae.
AGCAAGCAAAAUAGCGAGUACUUCGAUCCAUGUCAAGAAGCAGCGACGAGAAGUCUGAAAUGUCUAAGAAGAAACGGUGGUGAUCGGAAGAUGUGCCAGGAUUACUUCGAUGCGUAUAAAGAAUGCAAGAAGUCAUGGAUGGAAGAGAUGAAGGAGCAGAAGAGGAGAGAGGGAAAGUCCUGGUUUUGA